AUGCACGAAUGGCGCGCCUUCUCGCCUUUCCUCCGCUCUAACCUCCCGUGCCCCAAACUAGUGAUCGCACUUGCAACCUCCGCUCCUCCGCCGACGACCUCCGCUCCGCCGUCAGCGACAACCGCGAGUUGCCUCCGCUCCUCCACCAUCGACCACGACCUUCAUGGAAUCCCCGGCCACCACGACCGUGUCGCGCACCGAGCCCCACACGUCCCCGCGCGGGCCCCGCACCUGCCCGCGCUGCCACCUGGUUCCGCGGUGGGCUGCGCGACGGCCGACGCGUCCAAGACAUCGGCGACGGCGGGGCCGCCCACCCCCCGCCCCGGAUUCGCCUCUUCCCUUCGCUUCCCUCCAUCUAUAAAUAACCCGCCCCCCGCCUCCACACAAAACACCAAUCAUUUCCUCUUCACUCUCUCUUCUCUUCGCACCUUUUCUGCCUUCCAAAGCCCCCCUGAUUCCAUCGAUCGAGGUCCUCUCCUCCCCGAAGCUUCUUCUUCUCCUCGUGCUUGUGCUUGUGCUUGCUUGAUAUAUAUGGCGCAGACGAGCGUGGUCGUGUCAGAGGUGGGCAUCACGGCGACCGCGGCCACGGCCACGGCGUGCCCCUGCCCGGGGUCGCUGUUCCCGUACCCGCCGCCGCGUGCCGGGAUGGCCGUGAGCCGGAAGUGCCUGCGGGCGGCGCAGGCGGAGCUUGGCGCGGGGAUGCUCAGUGGCCUGGUCGAGUCCAUGCGGGCGUCGUCCCCCACGCACGCCAGGGCCGCUGCCGCCCUCGCUGCCGGCGUCGACGACGAGCACGCGGCCUGGAUGGCCAGGCACCCCUCCGCCCUGGCCAAGUUCGAGGAGAUCGUGGCCGCCUCCAAAGGGAAGCAGAUCGUCAUGUUCCUCGACUACGACGGCACACUGUCCCCCAUCGUCGAUGACCCCGACGCCGCCUUCAUGAGCGAGACGAUGCGGAUGGCCGUGCGCAGCGUGGCCAAGCACUUCCCGACGGCGAUCGUCAGUGGUCGGUGCCGCGACAAGGUGUUUGAGUUCGUGAAGCUGGCGGAGCUCUACUACGCCGGCAGCCACGGCAUGGACAUCAAGGGCCCGGCCAAAUCCUCUUCCGGGCACGCAAAGUCCAAGGCCAAAGGAGUUCUCUUCCAACCAGCAAGCGAGUUCCUGCCCAUGAUAGAAGAGGUGCAUCAACGCCUGAUAGAGGAGACCAAGCACGUAGCCGGCGCCAAGGUGGAGAACAACAAGUUCUGCGUCUCCGUCCACUUCAGAUGCGUCGACGAAAAGAGCUGGGGCGCGCUGGCGGAGACGGUGAAGGGGGUGAUGCGGGAGUACCCGAAGCUGCGCAUGUCGCAGGGGCGGAUGGUGUUCGAGGUGCGGCCCACCAUCAAGUGGGACAAGGGCAAGGCCCUCGAGUUCCUGCUCGAGUCGCUGGGCUUCGCCGACUGCAGCAACGUGCUGCCCGUCUACAUCGGCGACGACCGCACCGACGAGGACGCCUUCAAGGUGCUGCGGCGGAGGGGCCAGGGCGUCGGGAUCCUCGUCUCCAAGCACCCCAAGGACACCAGCGCAUCCUUCUCGCUGCAGGAGCCCGCCGAGGUCAUGGAGUUCCUCCUCCGCCUCGUCGAGUGGAAGCAGCUCUCCAGGGCGCGCCUCAGGCUGCGGCGACAGGCCCACGCCUGAUCGGACGACCACGAGGAUCGGCCGGCCGGGCUAAUUAAUUCACUACGCGUAGCUUAGUUAGUUGAUGAAUCCCCUGCUCAUCGUCAUCGUAUGAAAGCCAAAGGCUACGUGGAUGAGAAGAAGGAACCGUACCACGGCGAGCCUGUGGGGCAUUGUGGCGCCACAUGCUGUGUUCUAACCACGCCCUUCUUUUUCUGGGGAUGUAUACCUACCGAGUAACGACUAUGCAUGCAUGUAAAUUACCCUGGUACGUCCACGUACAAGGGGAGGAACCAUGGAAUAAAGAAACAGAAACCUGAGUAAAUAGCAA
This is a messenger RNA of Hordeum vulgare subsp. vulgare (domesticated barley), 1981 nucleotides long. Its product is annotated as probable trehalose-phosphate phosphatase 7. The transcript is spliced from 7 exons. The record is from RefSeq and is a predicted model, not a curated record. Gene Ontology annotation, biological process: trehalose biosynthetic process. NCBI's taxonomy places the organism in Eukaryota, Viridiplantae, Streptophyta, Magnoliopsida, Poales, Poaceae. Gene Ontology annotation, molecular function: trehalose-phosphatase activity. Bases 1 to 1671 code for a protein of 556 amino acids.